UCGAACGUCAGGAAAUGUGCCCGUGGAGGCUGGUGGCCGCUCUCAGGUUUCUCUCUGGUUUAACAGUUGGACAACGUUACCGACCAAUCCGAUUGUCCAACUCAGAGGCUGCUGAAUAUAUCGCUUCCUUGAAAAGCGGCGACCAAAUCGAACGCCAGUCGCCGUUCAAGUCGCUACGCGAACCGGGUCGUAUCGUAGUUGCCGGCGGUGUCUUCGCGCUCGCGACGCACGCAGCUCUCUCUUCCGGCGACCAGACGAAGGGUUCCCCGUUGCUGAAUCGCAGAACUCGCGAUCAACCAUUUACUCGUCGAAAGCACGCUUUUGCCAUGGCUGUUGGUGACUUGAAGACCGCCAAAGGCGUCGAAGAACUUAACACCUACCUCGCCGACCGCAGUUACAUCGCAGGGUGGCAAGCAAGUCAGGCUGAUGUCGCAGUAUUCGAAGCUCUAGGAAAAGCACCAUCCUCUUCGAAUGCUCAUGUACUCCGUUGGUACAACCACAUAAAGUCAUACGACCUUAAGUCACUCCCCGGAGAAAAGAAAGCUCCUGCCAUUUUUAGUACUAGCGCUCCAGCUUCAUCCGCAGCGAAGGCGAACGAAGAUGACGAUCUGGAUUUAUUCGGUUCGGACGAAGAAGAGGAUGCGGAGGCUGCAAAAAUCAGAGAGGAAAGGUUAAAGGCAUACGCAGAGAAAAAAUCGAAGAAACCUGCAGUCAUCGCCAAGUCGAGUAUCGUAUUGGACGUAAAGAGCUGGGGCGAUGAAACGGACAUGAAAGAGAUGGAGAAUGCAGUGAGAUCGGUCCAGAUGGACGGCCUUGUCUGGGGUGCAUCGAAACUUGUUCCGGUGGGUUAUGGCAUAAACAAGUUACAAAUAAUGUGCGUGAUAGAGGAUGAGAAAGUGUCUGUGGACUUGUUGAUCGAACAGAUUCAAGAAUUCGAGGACCUAGUUCAAUCUGUAGACAUUGCUUCGUUCAACAAAAUCUAAGGGACAAAACAGCUCAUUACUUUUAAUAUUGAAUUAAUAAAUAUUAAUUGUUUACAUAUAUAUAA
Messenger RNA from Ooceraea biroi (clonal raider ant), 1048 nucleotides. It is a transcript of the gene eEF1beta, whose product is annotated as elongation factor 1-beta. Gene Ontology annotation, cellular component: eukaryotic translation elongation factor 1 complex; cytosol. Gene Ontology annotation, biological process: translational elongation. Gene Ontology annotation, molecular function: guanyl-nucleotide exchange factor activity; translation elongation factor activity. The record is from RefSeq and is a predicted model, not a curated record. Lineage: Eukaryota; Metazoa; Arthropoda; Insecta; Hymenoptera; Formicidae.